GGGCUGGGGAACUCCUGCCUCUCUUUUCCCUCUGACCCAGCCAGGUGUGCACGCUGCCCGUAGACCCAAGGCCUAAUAAUGUCAGGGCUUAAUAUAUCACUGGGCUACUUCAUAACUGUGGUGGCCGUAGGUGCAUUUGCUCGGGUUCUGCUUGUGCGAAAGAGGCCGCAGUGGACUUUCUUGACUGAAUUCAUUGCUGCCUUUGUGCUUGCGGCCUGCAGGCUGGAGGUGCAAACCAUUUCUGAGAUUGGCCAGUGGGCUGGAGGCUUGGGCCCAGAUGUCACCCUUACAAUGCUCUUCCUAGCCAUAACCAUCCAUGGUGUCAUCAUGCAAGGAGUCACUGGAAACCCUUCAGUGACUUUGAUGGGGUUCCUGCAGAAGGAGACUGGAGUAGUAUCCACUGUUCUCAGCUUAGCAGGCCAGUUCGCAGGGGCACAGCUUGCCCUGCUCUUAGCCGGCUGGUACUGGGCAAUGGAGCUGACAGACAUGCACAUGAUCAAGAACAUGAUGACAGCUGAGUGCAGCACAUCACUGCGUGCACCACUGAUACAGGGCACCAUUACAGAGGUUGUGAGUGCACUGGCUUUUCAUCUGGCUGCCCUCAGCCUACACCGCAGGUCACAGCUGCUCCAGACUCCCCUCUUAGCCCUGCUGCUCACCUUCCUCUACUAUGUAGGAAGCGACUAUACCUCUGCUUAUGUGAAUCCCUCCCUCGCCUACGCACUGACCUUCACCUGCCCUGGACACACCAUCUCCGAAUACGCUCUAGUCUACUGGCUUGGACCUCUUGUGGGCAUGACCCUGGCCUUGCUCCUCUACAGGGGCAACGUUCCCUUGUUCUUCACCAAGAACCUGCUUUUCUCAAAAAAGACACGCUUCCGUUCACCAAAGGGGAAAAAUUCUGAAGAGAAAAGAAAGUAGACGAGACUGUUUAGCACCAUCACAUUUUUCUCCAAUCGGGGACAUUUAAUGCCAUUGCUUUUCUUUGUAAGGUCAACUUUAAAGAAAAAAAAAGAUCACCAAGACACAGAGCAAUGAACUGUAUAAAGAAUUUUUAUACACUUUGCAAUAAAAAGUCAUUUUAAUGUGUUGUGAUAUUCAAUGUACAAUAAAGAUCGUUUGUUUCAAAACAAAAUUUAAA
Molecule: messenger RNA, 1141 nt
Organism: Colossoma macropomum (tambaqui)
Lineage: Eukaryota; Metazoa; Chordata; Actinopteri; Characiformes; Serrasalmidae
Gene: aqp12
Product: aquaporin 12
Exons: 3
Coding region: 79-921 (280 amino acids)
Biological process (GO): transmembrane transport
Cellular component (GO): membrane; cytoplasm
Molecular function (GO): channel activity
Source: RefSeq, a predicted model, not a curated record